Messenger RNA from Anolis carolinensis (green anole), 2508 nucleotides. It is a transcript of the gene trnt1, whose product is annotated as tRNA nucleotidyl transferase 1. Gene Ontology annotation, cellular component: mitochondrion. Lineage: Eukaryota; Metazoa; Chordata; Lepidosauria; Squamata; Anolidae. The coding region runs from base 16 to 1530 and encodes 504 amino acids. Gene Ontology annotation, biological process: mitochondrial tRNA 3'-end processing; tRNA 3'-terminal CCA addition. The record is from RefSeq and is a predicted model, not a curated record. Gene Ontology annotation, molecular function: tRNA binding; nucleotidyltransferase activity. The transcript has 8 exons.
GGACCUAUACUUACCAUGACUGGCUUUUGGAACGAAGCUGACAGCAGCUCCGCGCCAGGAAAGGCGGGAAAGGGAAAGAGCAGGAGGGAGGAGCAAAGAAAAAAGGGAGGAAGAGGAGGAGGAGGAGCCCUUUGCGCGGGGCCUGCCUCUUCCUGCCUGGACGCAAAACGCCGGAGACGGAAAAGGCCGGUCGAGGAGGCCCCGGGAGCCUGGAUGUGGAGCCAUCUAUUUGGCCUGGGCUGCAAGGCGGGUCUUCCUCUCUCCUUCCGCAGCAGAGCAGGACUUACAAUCUUGUGGCAACAUUUAAGUACAAUGAAGUUGGAAUCUGCUGAAUUUCAGUCCCUCUUCACACCAGGACUCAAAAGUGUUGCAGAACUGUUCGACAGAACAAAUUAUGAACUCCGAAUAGCCGGAGGUGCUGUGAGAGACUUACUCAGUGGAAUGAAACCACAAGAUGUUGACUUUGCCACCAGUGCCACACCUACUCAGAUGAAGGAGAUGUUCCAGGCCACGGGUGUCCGUAUGAUCAACAAUAGAGGAGAAAGACAUGGAACCAUCACCGCCAGGCUUCAUGAUGAGAACUUUGAAAUUACCACACUUAGGAUUGAUCUGGUUACUGAUGGGAGGCAUGCAGAAGUGGAAUUCACGACUGACUGGGAAAAAGAUGCGGAGAGGAGAGAUCUCACAAUUAAUUCUAUGUUCUUAGGCUUGGAUGGCACACUUUAUGACUUUUUCAAUGGCUAUGAUGAUUUAAAAAAUAAAAAAGUCCGAUUUGUAGGACAAGCUAACCAGAGAAUACAAGAAGAUUACUUAAGAAUUCUGCGAUAUUUCAGGUUUUAUGGCAGAAUCGCAGAAAAACCUGGUGACCAUGAACCCAAAACUCUGGAAGCCAUUAAAGCAAAUGCCAAAGGCCUGGCUGGGAUAUCAGGCGAGAGGAUUUGGAUGGAAUUGAAGAAGAUCCUUGUUGGGAAUCAUGCAAAUCACCUCAUUCGUCUAAUGUAUGAACUCGAUGUAGCCAACUACAUAGGAUUGCCUGUUAAUGGGAACUUACAGGAAUUUGACACAGUCUGUAAAAAUGUUCAGAAUCUCUUUCCAAAACCAAUGACAGUUCUAACAUCACUGUUAAAGGUCCCGGAUGACAUCUCAAAACUGGAUUUAAGGCUGAAAAUUUCAAAAGACGAAAAAAGCCUUGGCCUGUUUUUACUGAAGCACAGGAGAGACUUGGUCAAAGCUAUUGACACUACAGAACCACUUAAGCCAUAUCAAGACUUCAUAAUAGAUUCAAGGGAAGUUGAUGCAACAUCCAGAAUCUGUGAGCUUCUGAAGUAUCAAGGGGAGGAAGGCCUUCUGCAUGAAAUGCAACAAUGGUCUGUCCCUACUUUUCCUGUGAGUGGCCACGACAUUAGAAGAACGGGGAUUUCAUCGGGGAAAGAAAUUGGUGUCCUGUUGCAGGAACUACGAGAUCAGUGGAAAAAGAGUGGAUAUAGAAUGGAGAAAGAAGAACUUUUAAGCUACGUAAAGAAGGCGUAAAGCAAAGAGAAGGUUUAAAAUGUAAAAUAGUGAGUGAAACUGUAUCAGACUCCAUGUGUAAAUAGUUUACCUUCUUGCUCAAAAUGGCACUUUGUUCCAAGAUCUCUUGAAACAAUCUGAACUUUGUGCGGUUUUUUUUUUACAAAAGAAAACAUAAAAUAUUUUGCAAGCAAUUUUUUGUGUAUUUGUAAUAUGUGUGCUUAUAUUUUUAUGAACUGCUAAGGAUAUACUCUGAAGUUAAAUUCAAGAUGUGUUGACAUAGUCACACACUCAGACUUUUUUGAUUGUGAGGGACACAUUCCAACCUUUAAAAAAGCAUCCUUUUAUCUUGUGGCCUAAAAUCCCAUGGGAGAUUUAGUGUAAUUUUGAUUGAAUUCAAGUGGGAUGUAUAGCAAGGCAAAUAUAGAACAAACUCACAAGUUUAGGAUGCCAGUUUGAGCUCCAGAAUAGUUCUACAAUGAAUGAGUGUAGCAUCAGUAAAAAUCAGCACCUUCCUGAUUCCCAAAUAGAUAAAUCACAGGCUUUCAGAUGCAUCUUAACCAAACCUAUCUUGUUUUUCUGACUUCCUGGUUCCAUUUUCCAUUAUCUGUACAGUGCACCUACCAAUUUGUUCCAAAACUUUCUUAGAUGUGCCUUACACAUUACUUGCUGGCCGCUUCUUUCUUCCUUUGUACUUUUCUUUUCCUUUGAAGCCUGUAUUUUUUUCACAGUUGCCACAAUAAUUCUUGAUGGAGCUUUUGGAAUAUUUUUCAUGUAGGCAAAAUAUUGCAACAGAGAAUGAGUGAAUGAAAGGUGGCCAUUGAAUAAAACAGAAGUCUAUUUUCUCUUUUUAUCCCUGGGCAAUACCGCUGUGUUAUAUGUCCAUUAACUGGAGUUGAAUUAUUUUCCUUAACAUACAAAACGCUUACAUAAGCAUCACAGGCUUUCAGUUUACCUAACGCUUGUAAUGUAUUCUGCUAAUAAAUGAGCUAAAAAUAA